Aplosporella prunicola CBS 121167 is the source of this 773-nucleotide messenger RNA. RefSeq lists its product as uncharacterized. The coding region runs from base 212 to 676 and encodes 154 amino acids. The record is from RefSeq and is a predicted model, not a curated record. Lineage: Eukaryota; Fungi; Ascomycota; Dothideomycetes; Botryosphaeriales; Aplosporellaceae. The transcript is spliced from 2 exons.
GGAGACGACGACGGCCGCAUGAUCUCGAUGGCAUGUCGGCAUCGGCAACGCGGCUUUGGGCUUCACCGAGCACAGUUCUCGUGUACGUACAUUUGUCUUCUCCCCCGGUGACGCGAGGAAAUUGGCGGCUGGAUUGACGUGGCACGGACACCGCUGUCAUGGAGGAGUUGGCAUAUGUGAGACGACGCGAGUGAUAUCGGCGGACGCGCCAAUGCCUCUCACACCGCCCGUUCGUCUUCAUCAGCAAUCUCGCGGAUCUGCAGGAGAUCCCUGGCUUGAAGGGCAGGCUCGUCUGGGACGGCGGGCAACGUGCUCGCCGGGAUGGCCGUUUCAGGUGCGACACGAACGUCGAGUCUCCGUCUUCUGCACGCUAGCAGCCAACAGUGACCACCGCGCAGCCCCCUCACCACGCCAGCCCGCGGGUCCCGUCCACCAGGUAAGUUGCUUCGACGCCUUCUACGCGUCUUCCACGCCCGGGGGCAUGGCCCAGCUGUUGAGCUGUUCGAGCAGCCCUGAGAUCAUCCAGCAUCAUCCGGUCGCCCCCACUCGCCUCAGGCCCGCCCUCGCAUUCCCGCUGCGUCUGCGGAGAGGCCAUCUCGACCCGCGCACGCACGUGUUGUUGGUCUUGUCCGGCGAGCACGGUGCCAAGCGGCCUGUACGCCGGCGCGUCAAUUGACCCCUACGUCGACUGGCGUUGAUCUUACAGCCGUGUGCCUAGGCCUGACGGGGGCUUGGUGCCGAUUGGAACUUACAUCCAUGACUGAGGAUCACCA